GAGAAGUGGACGCCGGAAGUGAAGCACUUCUGUCCGAACGUACCGAUCGUAUUGGUGGGCAAUAAGAAGGACCUGAGGAAUGACAACAACACGAUCAGGGAGUUGGCGAAGAUGAAGCAGGAGCCGGUGCGCAGUGAGCAGGGUCGCCUUAUGGCCGAGAAGAUCAACGCCUUCGGAUACCUGGAGUGCUCGGCCAAGACCAAGGAGGGCGUCCGUGAGGUGUUCGAGAUGGCCACCAGAGCCGCCCUCCAGGUCAAGAAGAAGAAGAAGAAGCCCUGUCUUAUCGUUUAG
This is a messenger RNA of Oppiella nova, 291 nucleotides long. Lineage: Eukaryota; Metazoa; Arthropoda; Arachnida; Sarcoptiformes; Oppiidae. The record is from the annotation of a GenBank genome assembly.